UCAGACUUGACGAAGAAUAUGCGGUGGUGUGCGGAUAAGAAAGGCAUGGCAACAAUGUGUGCUUGUUUUGCAGGAACUAGACGAGUAGCAGACACUGGAUUCACGUUCUCGUUUCCAGUAGCUCCUUCCAAGCAGAGAGUUUGCUUGGUUGUGGCAGCAGCAACCGAUGAUGGUGGUGCGAAUUCGACAAAGAGCGAUGAGACCUCAUCGCCACCAGCUGCUGCUACCCCGCCGAAGCCUUCCAUGAAAAAAGGCCAAAUCGUGAGAGUCGACAAGGAGAAGUAUCUCAACAGCAUAAAUUAUCUAUCAGUCGGGCACCCCACGUACUACAAAGGCCUGGAUUACAUCUACGAGGAUAGGGGAGAGAUUUUGGACAUAAGACAGUUCGAAACUGGUGAAUAUGCACUGAUUGCUUGGGCUGGAAUACCAACUUCUCCUGCUUGGCUUCCAACUGAUAUGCUGAUAAAAUCCGAAAAGCUGUCCUACAGAAGAACUUAGAAGGUAUAACACAUGCAUUAAAUUGAAGACCUCCCACUUCUUGAAAGAUCCAACCAAAUUGAAGAAGAGCACCAUUUGCAAA
This is a messenger RNA of Selaginella moellendorffii, 580 nucleotides long. RefSeq names its product NAD(P)H-quinone oxidoreductase subunit O, chloroplastic. The record is from RefSeq and is a predicted model, not a curated record. Gene Ontology annotation, cellular component: plasma membrane. Bases 19 to 498 code for a protein of 159 amino acids. NCBI's taxonomy places the organism in Eukaryota, Viridiplantae, Streptophyta, Lycopodiopsida, Selaginellales, Selaginellaceae. Gene Ontology annotation, molecular function: oxidoreductase activity, acting on NAD(P)H, quinone or similar compound as acceptor. The transcript is spliced from 7 exons.